Molecule: messenger RNA, 1722 nt
Organism: Pristis pectinata (smalltooth sawfish)
Lineage: Eukaryota; Metazoa; Chordata; Chondrichthyes; Rhinopristiformes; Pristidae
Gene: ddo
Product: D-aspartate oxidase
Exons: 5
Coding region: 192-1223 (343 amino acids)
Molecular function (GO): D-amino-acid oxidase activity; FAD binding
Source: RefSeq, a predicted model, not a curated record
UGCCGCGGGCCACCGGCUCUCCGCGCCCGGCGGGGACCGAGCCGGUUUGCCGAUCAGCGAGUAACGUGACAAACCGCGGUCAGCGGAAGUUCUGCCGGAGGAACACCGGAAACUUCUGUAGGAUCAGGGACUCUCCCGUCUGCAGAGAAACAGGCGUUCGUGGAAACUUCGCGCAGAACUGUGCAGAGAUCAUGGAUGAAGUCCGGGUUGCUGUGAUCGGUGCCGGUGUGGUGGGGUUGUCCACUGCGCUGUGUGUUGCCGAGACUGUUCCUAACUGCUCCGUUACUGUGAUUGCAGAAGAGUUCUCUCCACACACCACCAGCGAUGUGGCUGCAGGAGUCCUCAGCCCACACCUCUCUCCCGAGACACCAAUCGAUCGUCAGAGGCGCUGGUUUAAAGACACGUUUGCCCACAUCUACUCCAUUGCUCAGUCGGCAGAGGCGCCUGAUGUAGGUGUGCAGUUCUUGUCUGGAUGGGAGAUUUUUGAGGAGCCUCCUAAGGAAAGGAUCCCAUUUUGGUCUGAUGUUAUGCUGGCAUUUCGUGUUAUGAAUAAUUCUGAGCUGAAGAGAUUUCCACAGGCCACGUUUGGUUGGAUGUAUACCACUCUGCAGUGUGACUGUACCCUGUACCUACCUUGGCUGGAGAAAAGGUUAAAGAAGGCAGGAGGCCGGCUGCAGGUGGGGAAGGUCACAGAUCUCUGGGAGCUGGAUGGAAAGUAUGACAUUGUUGUGAACUGUUCAGGCAUUGGAGCCAGGGCACUCACAGAAGAUAUGCAAAUAUAUCCAGUGAGGGGCCAGGUCCAUAAAGUUCAUGCUCCUUGGCUGAAACACUUUGUCCGUACAGGUGAUGGCACCAUUUAUGUCUACCCAGGAAUCAAUAGCGUUACCUUGGGUGGAACAAGACAGAGAGGCGAUUGGCGGAUGUCAGUUGAUCCAUUCGACAGCAAGACCAUUUUCGAGAAGUGCUGUGCUUACGAGCCGAGUCUUAAGCUCUGUCGGAAGCUUUCUGAAGGGGUCGGUCUGAGGCCAACCAGAGAUGUUUUGAGGUUGGAGAAGGAGAAGCUGAAACGAGGCAGCCGUCAGAUAUUUGUGGUCCACAAUUACGGCCAUGGUGGGGCUGGAGUUACUUUCCACUGGGGGACGGCAAAGGAAGCAGCUCAAUUGGUGAAGGAGAUCAUACCGGAAGUAAGACAUCGACCCUCUUACACUACAUCGAAGCUGUAAGAAGAGAAGCACUGAAAUCUGCAGCAUCACUUGCCUGUUCAGCACUCCUGGUGUAUGAGUUAAUUCUGUAGGAAUUUUAAUGGGUAAUCUAGUUCACGGGUAAUAUAGCAAUCGCAGAACCAUAGAAUUGAGAAAAUUGAAACAAAAAUUGCAUAUGUUGGAAAUCUGAAACAAAACCAAAGGUUGCUGGAAGCACUCGAGUCUCUGAACUGGAACAUUAACUGUUUCUCUCUCCACAUAUGCUGCCUGACCUAAGAGUUCCCAGCAUUUUCUGUUUUUGUUUUUAGUUUGGAAACCUAAUUUGUUUGGCAAAUCAUUCUGAGAAAGCCACUGUGUGUUUCUACAGUAAUUAGGUGCUAUGGAUAAUUUAGAUAACAAGGUGUAACUGUACAAAUCAACUGAUGUAUAAGCUCCACAUGCUGGUACCUUACAUUUUCUCAACGAUUAAUGUCACUGACUGUGUGAUCAGAAGUUGCACAUUGCUGAUUGAUAAUUUAUC